Schistocerca americana (American grasshopper) is the source of this 945-nucleotide messenger RNA. RefSeq names its product proline-rich protein 2-like. The record is from RefSeq and is a predicted model, not a curated record. The transcript is spliced from 3 exons. Lineage: Eukaryota; Metazoa; Arthropoda; Insecta; Orthoptera; Acrididae. Bases 1 to 945 code for a protein of 314 amino acids.
AUGUGGGCGCGGGGCCGAAAGUCGCCGCCCGUCUGUGACGCAGAUAGCGGCGCGCACUUUGACCCCCCGUGCGAGAGCGGGAGGAGGGGCCCGGACGUACGUGACAGCGAACUGGCGCCAGAGGAGAGUGCGUCACGCGCCGCCGGCGGAUAUGCAUGUUUUUAUUUCCGCCCGCCGGCAGCAGGCAGGACAGAGCGGCCCGCGGGGGCCUGCAAGAAUUUGGUCCGCGGCGGGUUCCAGCCGCGCCUUCCGACUUCGCUGCCGCCCCCAGGGCAGCAGCAGCAGCAGCCGUCGCCGCUACCACGCCGACAGCCCGUCCCGUUGAUGCCUCCCGCGCAGCUUCAUCCGGGAGCGCCCCAGGUGGUCGCUCCGGCGCCUGCGGUCCCUCUUCAGUCGCCACCGCCUUCGGAGCUGAUGGACGUCGACCCCUCAGCCUGGCCGCCUUCCCAAGCGGUGGCUUUGCAGCCUGUCCUGCAGCCGCUUUCCUUGGGCACCCCCAAGGAGUCUGACACCGCAGCGCCUUGUCCGGCGCCCACUCAGCAGCCGUCGCCGCAGCGUCAGGAGACGCUGCCUCUCUUCGUGGGUCCCGACGCCCCGUCGCGGCCAGUACCAGAAGCUGCGCCCGUGGUCACAGGCGCCUCAGGAGGCAACGAGCCACGCUGCUGCAGCCCCUGCGAGCCGCUGCAACAGCCCGGGGCGCUGGCUGCCUGGAACCGCUAUAACGGGCCAUUUGCAUGUCAAAAGCCCCUAAUAUGCCACGGUUUCAAUUUGCGAGCCGCGCCCGGCCCGAGCAGCGCCGAGCCCGCACGAGCUGCCGCCGGGCCCUCGACGGCUGGCCGGGCCGCGCGCUGCGUACCCGCAAGUGCCUGGAGAGGGCGCCGGCCGCCGCAGCAGAAACGAGAUCCGCGGCCGCCUUUUGUCUCGGGGCGCUCCCACCUCUUCUGA